Planococcus citri (citrus mealybug) is the source of this 2244-nucleotide messenger RNA. RefSeq names its product trichohyalin-like. The transcript has 10 exons. The coding region runs from base 150 to 2120 and encodes 656 amino acids. The record is from RefSeq and is a predicted model, not a curated record. Lineage: Eukaryota; Metazoa; Arthropoda; Insecta; Hemiptera; Pseudococcidae.
UCAAACGGUUUUUUGGUGAUAAGGCGAUGGAAAUUUUAAAAUCGUGUUUGAUCCUCGAUGCAAAUUUUAAUGUUUCUGCAUUUUAUUACCGAUGAUUAUCGAAGUUCUUUGCAGAUUUUCGCAGAGAAGUAUUGCCAUCUUCGUGCAAAAUGACGGAGGCUAAGGUACUCGUCGAUAUCGACAAUUUCCUCGAAGAACAUCGAAAGAAAUUACAAGAGGACAGGAAAGUUCUGAAUGAAAUUCUCGAUUUUUUAGAUAAAAAGCAACAGGCUCUCGUGUUGGAUAAUGGCAGUUAUUUGCAAGACAGUAGUUUAGAUGAAACUGAUCGAAAAUCACCGGAUUGCGUGGAAAAUCACACUUUCGAAUUGCCGGAUCACUAUAAAGAUGAACAGCCUAGGGUUAUGGUACGAUAUGGUGAAUUUUCCCCUCUAAAUCCGGUGUUUCGAUCGAGCAGUAGACCCUUACUGGGUCUAGGGGAAUAUGAAGAAAGACGAAAAAUUUUUCUGGAGAAGAAAAAACGAGAAUAUCAGCAGUAUUUGUCAAAAGCAAAAAAUGAAAAAGAGCGAGAGAAAGCUAAAUCAAAAUUACCCGAUAAUAAUAAAAAUGAUGAAAAUCAUCCGAGGUUGACGAAUAUCGCCGAAGCCGACAGUGCCAAAGUUUCACCUAGAAAAUUGAAUAUGCCUCGUGAAGUACUUUCGCCUGGUAGAGGAAUUGUCGAAGCUGUUGAUCCAUGUUAUGCUCGUUGGCAACAACAAGUGUAUCGAAGAGAAUUAGACAGACAAAUUAUCGAUAAAAAGAAAAGAAUGAAAGCAGAAAAAGAACGCGAACGAUUGGAAUGUGAGAAAAAACAAAAAGAAAUGAUGAUGGAGCAACUCAAGCUUGCCAAAUCCAUAACAGAUCAAAUUCGUCGAUACCAAAUGACUGAAAUGUUUGAAGACGACGAAUCUGCCAUUGACGAAAAAGAAAACCAAACAGUUGACCACGAAAAUCAAAUUUUCAUCGAAGGUGUGAAUUUGUCUGAAGCUCCGUCGACUCCUGUAUGCUCUCUUGGAUUCAAUCCUGUUCCUAUGGUACUUGAAUCACCGCCACAUCAAAUUACCAGUUCCAUUUUCAAUACCGCUUCUCCUCCUAAAUCACCUCAACAAGUACCUCUACAAUUAACCAGUUCCAUUUUUAAUCGUGCUUCUGAUCAUUCCCGUAAACCUACUCCAUUUCAUGUUGAUAUUCUAUCAAAAGAUGAGGUCGACUCUUCGAGGUUUAAUUCUAUUCCAGAGUCAACCACGGAGACAAAAAUUGAAUCUUCGGAUCGACGAAAAUCUAAUGCGAUCACGAAUGGUUCUAAUACAGAACCAGAACGCUUAUUACGUCAAAAAUCGCAGCAAGAAAUCUAUAAAAAUGAGCUAGCUCGACAAAUCGAAGAAAAGAAACGUUUAGAAAUGGAACGCAAGCGUAAAGAAGCCGAAGAAGAGAAAAAAAUUGACGCUAAAGUUAAAAUGGAAGAAGAAAAAUUACGACAAGAAUACGAGAGAGAACAGGCUGAACGAGAAUACCGUGCUUCUCAACGUGUACAACAAGAAAUUCGGCUUCAAGAACAACUAACUAGACUUCAAAAAGAAGCCGAGGAACGCAAGAAAAACGUUUAUCAACCUAGUAACGCUUUUGUCGCAUCUAAACCUGCCAUUUAUCCUACAAAUCACGGUGUUACUCAAAAAGGUGCCAUGAGAAACGUAUCGUUCGCUCCGAAAGCUUGCGUUUAUUCUUUUCAGAACACUGACAACGGUGUUCAAAGUAAUCAGAUCACGUCUACUGAGAAUCGUACCAAAGAUAAUUCUCAGAUUAUCGUAGAAGCACCUUAUGUAUUAGCUGUGAAGGGUAACGAAGUUCAGAAUGGUGACCUGUCGUACAAAAAUGGAAGACCGAGAUCACCUCCUGUUCCUGCCCUAAGAACUCAGGAAAUCUUGUCAAAAUCUUUACCGGUGUCUGACUGUGUGAUACCUUCUACUGUGUCUAUGUCUCCUGAAGCAAGAGAAAGAUUUCUUAAAGAUGCCAAAAUACUUUCUAAUUUAUCUGAAAUACGCCGAAGAUUAUUAAUUAAACAUGCUGGCUUAGAUGGCAAAUGACUCGUUGUAUUAGGUUUUUAUAUUACAGUUUUUAUCUACAUUUUCAUUUUUAUACUACAAAAUAUACAAGUUUAAUUUUACCAUAAUACAUAAGCGUUACGAAAUAAAACAUACCGAAAGACAA